Theobroma umbraticum is the source of this 1283-nucleotide messenger RNA. Its product is annotated as lipase-like. The record is from RefSeq and is a predicted model, not a curated record. Lineage: Eukaryota; Viridiplantae; Streptophyta; Magnoliopsida; Malvales; Malvaceae. Gene Ontology annotation, biological process: lipid metabolic process.
AGUUUAACAAGGAAUUUUUUCCCCCAUUUACUGUAGAAUUACAGGCCAAGCACAAGGAUAACUUCGCCAUCUACAAUCAUACUCUUGCCACUACUUUAGUAGAAUAUGCUUCUGCGGUGUACAUGUCGGAUUUGAUGGAACUUUUUACUUGGACAUGUGAAAGAUGUGAUGGUUUGACUAAGGGGUUUGAAGUUAUUGAGCUUGUGGUUGAUAUUCAGAACUGUUUACAGGCGUUUGUUGGAGUGGCAAAGGAUCUUAAUGCCAUUGUUAUUGCCUUUAGAGGAACUCAGGAGCACAGCAUACAGAAUUGGGUUGAAGAUUUAUUCUGGAAACAGCUUGAUUUAAAUUACCCUGGCAUGCCUGAUGCUAUGGUGCACCAUGGAUUUUAUGCUGCUUACCACAACACAACCAUACGCCCUGGAAUUCUGCAUGCUGUUAAAAAAGCAAAAGAAUUUUAUGGAGACCUUGAAAUCAUGGUGACAGGGCAUUCAAUGGGAGGCGCUAUGGCUUCCUUUUGUGCACUUGAUCUAACGGUUAAUCAUGAAGCCAAGAAUGUUCAAGUUAUGACAUUUGGACAACCUCGUAUUGGGAAUACUGCCUUUACUUCUUAUUACAGCAAACUUGUUCCAAACACAGUUAGAGUUACAAAUGACCAUGAUAUUGUGCCUCAUCUGCCACCAUACUAUUCCUAUUUCCCGCAAAAGACAUACCAUCACUUUCCUAGAGAGGUGUGGCUGUAUAACCUUGGACUGGGAAGUCUGGUUUAUAGAGUUGAGAAGGUCUGUGAUGGUUCUGGUGAAGAUCCAACCUGUAGUAGGUCAGUGACAGGGAACAGCAUUGCAGACCACUUAAAUUAUUAUGGUGUCGAUUUAAUGUGCCAACAAUGGAGAUCCUGCAGAAUCGUGAUGGACCCCCAUGUUGCAGAGUAUGGUGAAACGGAUCACAAAGGAAAUAUUGUUUUGUCCAGAGAUCCAGCCAUGGUUGAUCUGAAAAUGAACACAGAGUCAAAUGAAGGGGGAGUUACAUCCAGUACAUGAUUUACCAGUUCGUGAUAUCCCCUGGAAGAUGGGGCUGGUAGCACAGUUCAUCGAUUUCCACUUCAGAUAGCAAUAUUUUCAUUCUUCCAUUGAAGCCUUGUAAAAAGCCAUUGAAAAACGAAAGUUAUUAAUGUGGGUUUGGGGUUAGAAAGGAAUUCAUGUAAAUAACUAUCAAAACCUGUACAUUUUUUACCUUCAUGAAUAUUGAAUCCUAAAUUCCAAUUUAACAUCAUUUCUUCUUUCUCA